Messenger RNA from Brassica rapa (field mustard), 3688 nucleotides. RefSeq names its product cysteine-rich receptor-like protein kinase 1. The record is from RefSeq and is a predicted model, not a curated record. Lineage: Eukaryota; Viridiplantae; Streptophyta; Magnoliopsida; Brassicales; Brassicaceae. Gene Ontology annotation, molecular function: protein kinase activity; ATP binding. Gene Ontology annotation, biological process: protein phosphorylation.
UACCACCCGCAAACACAGCUUUUACGGUUGAUAACGGUUGUUGUCGUUUUACAACAAUUACUCAGAGUUUUAAACCGCUUCAAACUGUUCAAAACUUUGUAAAUUCAAAAGGGGGUUUCAACUAGUGUUUGCGGUUGCAGGUGGUUACAGGAAGAUAAAUUUUUUUCUUUUUAAAAAAAAAAUAUAAAUACAAAAAUAAAAAUAUUCAAUAAAAAUUUUAAAUUAGAAUUAUCAAAAUAGUAAAUAUAUAUAUAUUAUAUUUUAAUUAAUAUUAUAAAGUUAUAAAAUAAAAAAAUAUUUUCUAUAAUUUUAAAAAAUUUAAAACUAUAACUUUCUAAAUAUAUAUAUAUAUAUAUAUAUUAUAAUAUUAUGAUUUUGAUAUUUUUAUAAUUAUAUAAAAUAUAAAUAUUGUUAAUUUAUUACUCCUUCUGUUUCAUAAUAAGUGUCAUUCUAACAUUAUGUGUAACCCUUUACAAUUUUAAUGCAAAUAAUACUUACUUUCAGCUGAAAAAUAAUUGCAAACUGCAGUGAUUUUAUAUAAUAAUUUUAUUUAUCUCAAAUACUAUUGGUUAGAGAAGUGUAAUUAAUAUUUGACCAAAAAAAAAGAGAAGUGUAAUUAAUAUUUGACCAAAAAAAAAGAGAAGUGUAAUUAAUAACAACUUGCAUAUAUUUUAGCAACUUUCUUAAUAUGUAUGAAAAAUAUCAUUGUGACACUUAUUCAGAAACAGAGAGAGUAUCUAACUGUUACUACAUUUAGUAGUUAAUCAGUCAUAAGUAUCCUACAAACACACCAAUUUCUGACCGCAGACCCAAUCGUACAAAUCUUUUAAAACUGCUAGAAACCGCAACCACCCGCAUCCGCAAACUCCUGCAACUGCAAUCGCAACCGCUGCGUUCGAACCGAUCAGAACCUAAUUCUUUUGUAAGUCAAUAAUUUAAACUAAUCUUUCUCAAAGUAACUUUUUAACACAUCAUAAAGUCAAACAAGCUGCAUUGGACGAUUGAUAAAUUGUAAAGUUGUAAACUAUCAAUGAGCCAGAGAUUUGUAUUAUCCGGAUCCCAUGCAUGAUCUAUUUGCAACUGCUCAAGUAACUAUCAAGUCCCCUAGACACGAAGAUCACCACUCGAAACCAGAGCCUUUUGGCAACAAGGCAUGAAGAAAGUAGUCAAAAUCACUCUUCGGGGAUCCGUUUAGUAGUAACUAGUACAUACAGUUAUUUCACUAUUUACUCGUAAAAUCGCCUGGAAGGCUGGAACUUUCGACCACACCUGACUUGUGGUCUACACAAUUAACUUCAAAAUGCAUCCCUAACGUUAUCCAGCAUGGUUAGACCAAUUCAAGGAGAGCAUAGAAAAAAAAACUUUUUGUUGAAAAAUAAAUAAAAUAUGGGGGCUAAAAUUAGAGAGCUCUUCCGUUAGACAAUUAGGUGAAAUAAACCCUAAAUUAAGACAAACGUAGCGCACAAGACAAAACAAAACCUCUCUGUCUCUUGUCUGAAUCCAAAAAUAAGCGAAAGAGCAAAACGAAAAAAAAAAAACAGAGCUUCUCAAUCUGUCAAGAUGAACCAGACCUACAAAAAAAUUGAGAUUGUCGUUACUAAAACUUCUUCUCCCGUUUUCUCUUAUCUCGAGAAACUGUCUAUCUACCCUUUCCACCCGCCGUUGCCGAGAGAGACGGCGGAGUUAAAGUGGGUGGAGAAGAAGAAGAAGUGAUAACAGAGGAUUUUGAAACCAAUUCCAUCGAUGUUAUUCUUCAUUGUCGUAACCAGAAGCUGCGCAACUGCAUAUGAAAACACCCCUUCUUCUGCGCGUUUUAUGAUCACGCGCCGCCUUGUCGGUGAUGCAACUUUAUGUCUCCACCGCUCAUUUCCUCACGUGGGUUUCAUUCAUUGUACUAUUAACGACAGUGGCUUCGAAGCCUCUCCUCUUCUGUCAACCUCAACACCAACAAGUUGUAAACCCUAGACGCCACGUGGACUUCCUCCGAGCAAUGACUUCCGUCGACGAACUCAUAACCAAACACAAACUCUACGUCGAGUCUUCCUUCACCGACGUAUCCCCACCGAUCUACGUGCUCCUACAAUGCCGGCAAGACCUCUCCGCCUCCCACUGUCGCCGUUGUUUCAACGACAGCAAACUAAAGCUCGAGGAGACAUGUUCGAGCUCCAACUCCGGCCGUGUCCACGGUGACAACUGCUUCUUACGUUUCGAUAACAGAGACUUCUCGGAGGAUUUCGUCGAUCCAAGAUUCGACCGAACCAAGUGCAAGAGAACGGGACCAGUUGUUGAUAAAUUCUGGAUAGAUCUUGAUGAGGCUUUUGUGAAUGCGACACUUAAAGCUGUUAAAAAAGGAGGCUUUGGCGCAGCUUCGGUGAGUCCAGCUGGUGGGAGCCCGGGCGUUUACGCUUUGGCUCAGUGUUGGCAAAGACUUGAUGGUAACUCGUGUAGAGAUUGUUUGGUUAAUGCUAGGUCGAGCUUGAGAGCUUGUCAAAGUCAUGAAGCUAGAGCUUUCUUUACAGGGUGUUACUUGAAGUAUUCUACACGCAAGUUUUUUGACGAUGCUGCUGUACUUAAACUCGACGAUGAUGAGAGAAGCUUUAUAAAUUCGUCGUACUUACCAGAUUUGAGUGAUCAAGAUGUUAUGAAACUAGCAGUUGCUGCGUUUUCAUUGUCGAUUCUUACUUCUCUUGGUGCAUUCAUCAGUUACAAACGGUUUUCAAGGAAGAGAAAAGCUCAAAUACCAUCGUGUUCUAAUUUCAAAUACGAGGUGCUUGAGAAGGCAACGGAGUCUUUCCAUGACUCGAUGAAGCUAGGACAAGGAGGAGCAGGUUCUGUGUACAAAGGGAUUCUCCCUGAUGGCAGAGUCGUUGCGGUUAAGAAACUCUUCUUCAACACUCGUGAAUGGGCGGAUCAGUUUUUCAACGAAGUGAAUUUGAUCAGCAGAGUUGAACACAAGAACCUUGUGAGACUACUUGGUUGCAGCAUCGAAGGUCCAAAGAGUCUUCUUGUCUAUGAAUAUGUUCAAAAUAGAAGCCUCGACCAAAUCCUCUUCAUGAAGAACACAGUCCACAUAUUGAGCUGGAAGCAGCGGUUUACCAUAAUUAUAGGAAUAUCAGAAGGUUUAGAAUACCUUCACAGAGGAUCUGAAGUGAAAAUCAUCCAUAGAGACAUCAAAACCAGCAACAUUCUCCUUGAUCAAAACCUGAGUCCCAAGAUAGCUGACUUUGGACUCGCACGUUCGUUAGGCACUGACAAAACGCAAACCAAUACUGGUAUCGCUGGAACACUGGGUUAUUUGGCUCCUGAGUAUCUCAUCAAAGGCCAACUAACUGAGAAAGCUGACGUUUACGCAUACGGAGUUCUUAUCAUUGAGAUAGCAACUGGCAAGAAAAACAAUGCAUUCUCGCAAGGAACAAGCUCGGUUUUACACUCUGUAUGGGAACAUUUCAAAGCAGACACUCUAAAAAGCUCGGUAGAUCCAAGGUUAAAAGGGAUGUUCACAGAGGAAGAUGCCUUGAAGGUUCUUGAAAUUGGAUUGCUGUGUGUUCAGUCUUCAGUAGAAUUGAGACCGUCGAUGUCUGAGAUAGUCUACAUGUUAAAGAACAAUGAUUGUAAGUUUGACUCUCCAAGACAGCCUCCAUUCUUGAGUGCCAGUGUUCUCAUGGCUGAUGAGGAGACUAGAGACUAG